GUCUCCAGCUCCUGGCAGGGUUUCUGUCAAGAGAGAGGCCGUCAACAGAAUGGAAAUCAUCCAUUGCCUCUCAUUAGCCACUCUGCUUUCUUCUUUGCUGUCACACCCAGUGAUAAGGAUGCAGUUUGAAGAUGCUCAAUGAAGCCUUGAUGAAAGAAUAUAGUCACACAAUCAUAUAAUUCACAGAACGCAUCUUGUCAGAACUGGCUGGCUGCAGAGAGCAUCUUGAAAAAGUACUAUCUGUCCACAUUUUAUGGGAUUGAGUUCGUUGUCGGGAUGCUCGGGAACAUCACAGUGGUGUUUGGCUACCUCUUCUGCCUGAAGAACUGGAAUAGCAGCAACGUGUAUCUCUUUAACCUUUCUAUCUCCGAUUUUGCUUUCCUGUGCACGCUUCCCAUGCUGAUACGGAGCUACGCCAAUGAGAACUGGAUCUAUGGAGAUGUUCUCUGCAUAGGCAACCGCUAUGUGCUUCAUGCCAACCUGUACACCAGCAUCCUCUUCCUCACUUUUAUCAGCAUCGAUAGAUACCUGCUCAUGAAGCACCCUUUCCGAGAACACAUUCUGCAAAAGAAGGAGUUUGCCGUUUUAAUCUCUUUAGCUGUCUGGGUCCUGGUGACCUUAGAAGUCCUACCCAUAUUCCCUUUCAUCAACACAGAAGGGACGGACAAGGACACCAGCUGCAGAGACUAUGCAAGCUCUGGAACUCCUAAGUACAGUCUCAUUUACAGCCUGUGCCUGACAUUGUUGGGAUUCCUCAUUCCUCUCGCUGUGAUGUGCUUCUUCUAUUACAAGAUGGUAGUCUUCCUAAAAAGGAGGAGCCAGCAGCAGGUGACUGCCGUGCCCCUGGACAAGCCUCUGCGCCUGGUGGUCCUGGCGGUGACCAUCUUCUCUGUGCUCUUCACACCCUACCAUAUCAUGCGCAAUGUGAGGAUAGCCUCGCGCAUGGAUAGCUGGCCACAGGGAUGCUCGAAGGAAGUCAUCAACUCCUUAUACAUUGUGACCCGGCCUCUGGCUUUUCUGAACAGCGCCAUCAACCCCAUCUUCUACUUUCUCAUGGGAGACCACUUCAGAGAGAUGCUGAUUAAUAAGCUGAGGCAGUACUUCAAGUCUUUUACGUCCUUCAGGUCGUGAGCUGCUGGGUGCCGGCCUUCACUCGGCCAAAUUGCUCUGCAGCUGAGUUAGUACCAAGUAAACCACUGUCUCCAGGGUUUAGCUCCCCCGCCACACACAAUGCUGGAGUAGAAACUGUGCCUGGACACCCAACUAGUCUGGUUAAAUAGGUACAUAUAUACCAGAAGAGCAACUAUCUGUCCUUCUUUCAGAUUGUACUCAAAAUAUGGGAAAAUAUGCAUUAAAAAGUAUUGAUACCUUCACCUAAGAACUGAAGAAGGUGAACUAAAGGUGUCAAUGCCUGGGCACUUAAGAUCCAAAACCUUGGAACUUUUAAGAACUUUUCUAUCAGUGUAAAAGGAAUAAAAGAUAGAUGAUAGAUAGAUAGAUAGAUAGAUAAAUAGAUAGAUAGAUAGAUUAUCAUGCUGCAUGCAUUGCAUAAUUGGCCAGGUUGAUAAACAUGUUUAGGAAAUAUUCUCCACUAUUUUUAUUCUUGCAAUAUGAAAACAUGUGAAAAAUAAAUAGAACUCAAUAUACACCAUUAACUGUUAUUUUUAGAAGUUAUUUUCUUGAAAAAUGUAAAUAAGAGCAAGGCUUAGUAAAGCAAUAUAAUUAGUUUCUCUGUGCUGAUCAUGAACUUUAAUUUAUCAUUAAUGUACCAAUCCUUUUCUUUUAGAUGGGCUAUAGCAAAUAAGGAUCUUAGUUUAGAUUAGUGGGAUGUAAAAUGUUCAACGAAGGUAUAAGGUAUCUUCUAAUUUGGCUCUCACAAAAUUUGUCCAUGAUGAAAGUCCAUAGUAAAUUUACUCAAAUAUUGAAGAAACACGUGAUGGACAGAUUCAGAAAUUCCACCAUUAUAGAACUUUAAAUGUGUUGGAAUCUCACAGCAAAAUAAAGCACACCAAGAAGAAUUUACUGUUUCUAUGA
Molecule: messenger RNA, 2034 nt
Organism: Arvicola amphibius (Eurasian water vole)
Lineage: Eukaryota; Metazoa; Chordata; Mammalia; Rodentia; Cricetidae
Gene: Sucnr1
Product: succinate receptor 1
Exons: 3
Coding region: 277-1131 (284 amino acids)
Biological process (GO): G protein-coupled receptor signaling pathway
Cellular component (GO): plasma membrane
Molecular function (GO): G protein-coupled receptor activity
Source: RefSeq, a predicted model, not a curated record